AUGAAGACUCUCUUCGCGAUGAAGAGCCUCUUCGCUCUCCUCAGCUUCGUCCUGUUCAUGGGCACUGCUCUGUCUGUCCCCUUCACUGCCGGCUCGCUCACUUCCGGUACCCUGUCCGACCUUGUCACUUCCGGUGUCCAGUCCGACGCUGUCACUGCUGGCGCCCUGUCCAUCCGCGUCGCUGACCCGUCCAUCCUUGUCACCGACCUGGAUAACCCCGAUGUCGAGGAGCCCUUGAAGAAGGGUCAGCCCCGCAUCCGCAAGGGAUUCAGCCAGCAACAACUGCAGCAAGUCCGCGACGGCAUCAACGAUGCUAUGGCCCUCGCCCACGCAGGUAUGGACAGCAUCAACAAGGAUAUGUUCGACAGGUACUUUGCAAUGGACGCGAACGACCUCGUCCAUUCUAUCCUCCAGGACAUGUCGGGACCUUGGUCGGGCAGAUACUUCCCCGAGGGCGAAGGCAACACUCUCCUCGAGCGCAUCACGAUCGCCCCCGACGAUGGCCAGAAGAAAGCUUGUGGUGAAUUCAGCGUGGCCACGUUCACUAUGAACGGUGAUGGUUCUGCGACUAUCAUCUUGUGUCCUCGUGCUUUCCGUCAUGGUGGCAUCAACAGAGAUUAUGUCGAUGUGGCACCGGCAGCAUCCUGCAGGAAUGUCGGCGAUACCGUCUCUUGGGCCAUGUACACUAUGGGAGCCACUCUCUUAAAGAAGUAUCUGUACUACAAGCCGCUCUUCAAGAACCCUAAAGCCUUUCCAUACGGUGCCACUGAGGCCAUUUCCGGACCUGAAAUGUGUCGUGGUCAAUACGACGGCUGGUCAGAGAAGACGUGCAGCUAUAUCUGGUUCACCUCGCAUGCCUACUUCACCACGCUGUGCGGGAUGGAGUACAAGUAUGCCGGAGUUCUCCAAAACCACGAUCCUACUUGUCCCGAUCGCUACAUCCCUGAGUGCAGCUACUGA
Molecule: messenger RNA, 960 nt
Organism: Aplosporella prunicola CBS 121167
Lineage: Eukaryota; Fungi; Ascomycota; Dothideomycetes; Botryosphaeriales; Aplosporellaceae
Exons: 2
Coding region: 1-960 (319 amino acids)
Molecular function (GO): metallopeptidase activity
Source: RefSeq, a predicted model, not a curated record